AUGACGACGAUGAAGAAGCAACCCCCGGUGACUGCGGGCGGUUUCUUGGAUCACCGCCUGGAAGCGUUAUGCGCAACAAUCGAAGCAUCCUCGACCGAGUCCCUCAUCUCAAUCACCGACACCGCAACAGUCGAGCAUGAGGAUGAACCUCCCGCUUAUUCCGAACACAAUGAAUCAUCAAGUCUGAUCCAGAACCACGAGAACUCAUUGCAUUUGUUAACGGGCGGGUCAAAUGCGUACGAAAUACCCGGGGGUCGCGUUCACACCUCCAAACGAGAAGGCAAAACGUAUACAAUCUCGCUCGCCCCAUACCUAUCGUCAAACGCUGAAGUGCUGUAUAAGUUCUUCAAGCUGCAAGCGGCCUUACCCCCCCUGGUAUUUGUCUCUGUGAAAGGAACACAUACCUUGACUAGGAGGAAUGGCGAUAAACAAAUAUCAAGCGAGACAGUAACAGAUUUCGAUUUCCUUGUCGACGGAAGCGACACUAUCCUGCCGCCAGCAGGGCGGUUAAAUAGGGCUUUCCAGGUGUUAAAGGUAAUACAGGAUAACGAUGGCAUCCUGGCCUACCGGGGUGGACGGUUUCGGAGCACCAACAAGAGUGGGCUCUGGAAGAAGGGCCGCAAUAGUCUACUUGAGGAUGGAGCCCAACCGGGGACUGGCCCUACUCUCGAAGAAUGGUGCCAGAGGUUUUGCAAUGACAAAUCCUCCAUAAAAUCCUUUACACUUCAUCGAGAUAUUGUCAAUUGGAAUUUUGAGCUUAUUCGGCGUGAGAUUAUUUCCAUUAUUCGGAUGACCAAUUACCGUGGCGUAAUCUCUGUAUCGCCUUUUAUACGUCAAUCUCGAGUUACAAUAUACUCUCCGUCUUUGCUAAACCGCCUACGUACCAACUCAUUCGUCUGGUGGGUUUGCGUGAUCCUUCAGCUAUGGAUUAUUACCUGGCCUCUAUUAAUCUUACUUGAGAGACGAUAUGAAAUUGUCCGCGUUGAGCACCACGUCUCCCGCGGCUCAGUAUAUGCCUCUCCCGGCGGAUCAGAGGGUGGCUGGGUUGCUAUGUUUUCCCCUGCAAUAAAGGCGGCAGCUUUGGGUAAGAGAACUGGAGAAGUUGUUACCAAGGCAGAUAUCCCGCGAGGAGAAGAAAUGCUUCGCGAUGUGCAGAGUCAACAGCUCGAGCAAGAAAGGCAGGAUAGAAUGAUUCGAGGCGAAGCCACGUGGGCAGACUCGGUUGUCGGUAUUGUAAGAGGACUAUCGGAUAUGACAAGACAAUGGAAUACUGAUAGAGGAUGGGGAGGUGACGAGUAG
Molecule: messenger RNA, 1299 nt
Organism: Ophidiomyces ophidiicola
Lineage: Eukaryota; Fungi; Ascomycota; Eurotiomycetes; Onygenales; Onygenaceae
Exons: 2
Coding region: 1-1299 (432 amino acids)
Source: RefSeq, a predicted model, not a curated record